AUGCCCCCCGACUCAGCCGACAAGAAGCCUGAAAAGUCGUACCUGACAUCGGCCGUCGAGUCCAUCAAUCCAUGGGCCAGCAGCCGAACAACGACGCCAACUCCAGACAACAAACCCCACGAGCCUCCGGCACCUGCGGGAGCUUCCGGAGACCAUAGCACAACCCCUCUGUACGGGCAGAGCUUGCGCACAUACCCCAAGGACUGUCCGCCCUUGGACGUCCAAUGGUUCCACGCCGUUGAUGUGCCCAAGCGAAAACCCCGGCUCAUCAAAACCGCCCUACCUCCCCAGAAGGACAUCAAGCCCCCGCCGCGUCCCAAAAAGUUCACCGCCUUCUCACCCUCCGAUUCGAAGAGAUUAGAGGCUCGCUACCAGAAGCUCCUCGAGGCUGCAGAGGAUAGCCACGCAUCUCCAUUCAAAGACUCUGGCUCUCGAACCGCGCAGCCAGGACCCUCGGAUGCGGUCAAUGGCAUACAUGUGCCGGUAAACGAGGAUUUCCUGUUCCAUGUCGACAUCGAGGAGCGAGAACUGGCUCCAGUCUACUGGCUGGGUCCUGUAUACGAAGCCCGCCGUGGGACCUGGUUCUUCCAGGAGGGCUCGACCCUAAGACCAUGUGAAGAGAAUCUUGCGGCUCAGCUGGAGGAGGGCUAUCUGAAAACGAAACCGUGGCUUCUUCCAGUUCUACCGCGAACCCAGACCGACCCGAAAGACUCUGGUCCUGUGGCUGCCGAGGAAGACUCCUCAAAACCGAGCUCUGAGACGACGUCUGACGCGUCGGCGCCCUCGCAACUUGCCCCCCAACCACAGCCCUAUCGGCUGUUUGGUGCCUACAUGAGCAACGUGGCCACCUACCAAGACGCCAACACCGCUUGGCUCUCAACCGAUGGUGUCUUGUCCUGGGUUACGACGUCGGUUUACGAGAGAUUCGCCGGCGGCGGUUACAUGAGCGGCGUCAAGUUGAUCCGAGGGUAUACAGAACCCAACAAGACCAAGGAAAAAGAGGACAAGCUCCAGGAUCCAUCGGCUCAAGACCUGUCUGGCCUGGACGAGCGCGAGGAGAGGACCCGGAAACGAAAGUCCGCACCUCCCGCAAGCAGGGAUCCUAGCGACGACCCACGGCAGCGCCGCCGGUCGGCAUCAAACAAUGUGGGAAACCGGCAAACGAAACUGGAGCGGGAGCUCUCGUCCCUCAUCGAAAAUGAAGGCAAAAGCUCGGCUGAGACGGAGGAGCAAAUCAGGAAACGCGACGAGCUAGAAAUCCAGGACGACUACAACGCGCAGGCGGGCGAGACCCAGGGUCGCGAGAUUGAGCAUCUGGUGCUGGUUACGCACGGCAUCGGACAGCGUCUCGGUCUCCGGAUGGAGAGCGUCAACUUUGUUCACGACGUCAAUGUGCUGCGCAAGACGCUCAAGUCGGUUUACACAGGCUCCGCAGACUUGAAAGCUCUGAACUCGGAGUUUGAUGCUGGACCUGGGAACUGCCGAGUGCAGGUACUGCCAGUCUGCUGGAGGCAUCUGAUUGAAUUUCCAAAGCAGCGCCAAAGGAAGGGUGAACGUGACCUCGGAGAUAUCGACGGGGAAGAAGAUAGAUACCCGUCUCUUGAAGACAUCACCAUAGAAGGGGUUGCCUUUGCCAGGUCGCUGAUUUCGGAUCUAGCUCUGGAUGUGUUGCUAUACCAAAGCUCAUAUCGCGAGGAAAUCUCGAGGGUUGUUGUUGCUGAAACGAACCGCAUACUGAGACUCUUCCGAGAGCAGAACCCCGAGUUUAAAGGCAAGGUGCAUCUCAUGGGCCACUCGCUGGGCUCUGCUAUAUACUUUGAUGUGUUGUGCCGCCAGAGGGGACGCCCGAAGACCAAGACGAAGGAAAAUGAGCUGCAGUUUGAUUUCGAGGUGCACGAUUACUUUUGUCUUGGAUCUCCGGUUGGAUUAUUUCAGAUGCUCAAAGGACGGACCAUUGCCGCUCGGCAUUCAUCUGACGGCCUACCGACUGGGAGCCCGCUGCAUCCUAGAGAAGCGGGAGACCCUUUUCUCGCCGCGCCAGCAGCCUCGACUGGCGACGACGUCUCCUCCACCGACGGGCUUUCGCCCUUGGUUUCGUCGCCCAAAGUCAAACAGCUCUUCAACAUUUUCCAUCCCUCUGACCCCGUCAGCUAUCGCCUGGAGCCCCUGAUCUCGCCGGCAAUGGCGGCGUUGAAGCCACAGCUGCUGCCCUACACAAAGAAGGGCAUCUUUGGCAACGUGGCGCCGCAGGGCCUGACGGGAAUCGGAGCAAGAGUCGGCCAGAGCGUGAGCGGCCUGUGGUCGAGCCUCAGCGCAGGCAUCGCGAGCAACCUGCUGAACCGCAGCCUCGGACUGACCAACGAGGAAGUGACGCGCAUGGAGGCCGACGAUGCGGCCCGACGGCGGCAGCCAGGCGCAGAGGAACCCAGGGCCGGAGGUCUCGAGGCCGAGGGGCGGACGGACGAGCGCAAGCGGCAGCUCGCCGACUUGGCGACGGCGGGGCGGCAGCAGAGCGCGACGCUCAUCGACGACGAGAUCGAGACGCUCUUUUCGACGUUUCAGCGCAGCAGGACGGCGGUGUCGGGCGGCGGCGACGCCGCCAGGGCCAACGCCGAGAGCCGCAGGGCGCGCAAGCUGCGUGCCGAAGAAGUCAAGGUGCGCGCGCUCAACCGCAACGGGAGGGUGGACUACAGCAUCCAGGAGAGCGCCCUCGACUUUAACCCCAUCAACACGAUUGCGUCGCACAUGGGCUACUGGGCCGACGAGGACGUCAACCACUUUGUCCUCUCGCAGCUGCUGUCGAGCCGAUCGCGAGCGCCUGACAAGGGGCCGGGAGGGAGUUAG
Molecule: messenger RNA, 2844 nt
Organism: Hirsutella rhossiliensis
Lineage: Eukaryota; Fungi; Ascomycota; Sordariomycetes; Hypocreales; Ophiocordycipitaceae
Product: DDHD domain-containing protein
Exons: 11
Coding region: 1-2844 (947 amino acids)
Cellular component (GO): cytoplasm
Molecular function (GO): metal ion binding; glycerophospholipase activity
Source: RefSeq, a predicted model, not a curated record